Molecule: messenger RNA, 1245 nt
Organism: Ostreococcus lucimarinus CCE9901
Lineage: Eukaryota; Viridiplantae; Chlorophyta; Mamiellophyceae; Mamiellales; Bathycoccaceae
Exons: 1
Coding region: 83-1213 (376 amino acids)
Molecular function (GO): protein phosphatase regulator activity; protein phosphatase binding
Source: RefSeq, a predicted model, not a curated record
GGGAUCGACGCGCGACGACGACGACGACGACGACGACGACGCGGGACGCGGCGAGGCGUCGGCGACGGCGACGCGCGACGCGAUGGCGGCGCCGGAGGCGAGCGCGGCGACGGGCGCGGACGAGGACGCGUACGACGACGCGGUGGAGACGCGCGACGACGAGGCGGAGGUCGAGGCGGAGGUCGAGGAGGAGGUCGAGGAGAUCGUCGUCGACGGCGCGGUCGGCGCGAUGCAGCGCUCGGGUGAGCUGACGCGUGAACUUCGAGAGGAGGCGGAGGAGGAGGACGAGGCGUCGCUGGAGGAGGAUAUAUCGCGAGAGGAGGCGCUGUCCACGGCGACGGAGAUGAUAAAGUCCGUCGCGAACGGGGACGAAGCGCUGGACGCGGCGAGGUUAGGGAGCUUGUUGUGGGCGCUGAGUAACGCGCUAUUGGAAGAUUUGACGGAUAGGGAUGAUUUGCGAGUGCCGGGAAAUUCGCUCGAGACGUUUCCGGUGGAAUUGGUGCGAGAUAUCAUGGCAAACAUCGAAACCUUGGUGAUUGCGUUGACGUUUGAACCCGAAGACGCCGUGACGCAGCGAAGCGGACAAAAGAUUCCGGCGAUUGGGUCCCAUCGCGUCGCGGCGGCGGAGAUUUUGGCCGUGCUCUUGCAAAUCGGAUGUCAAGACAUCGAUGAGCGCAUCGCAAAGCUCAAGCUUCCGAGCGACGGUCAGUUUGUCCUCGUGUCGCUCGUGCGCAUGUUUUUCAAGUACAAUUGGAGUUCGGCUCUGCACGCGACGGUGAUUCGUUUGAUUCUCGCCGCGUUGGUGAGCCCACAUGAACCGCUGUGGGCGCCGAUGUUUGAAGGCGGUGAAGAGAGUCUUCAAGGCUCGCUCGCGAAAUCCAUCAAGGAAGCGUUGGCGACCAAGCCGAUUUCAACGCGUCUGGGGAACGUGGGGAGUGUGAUCAUCUUGGCCAACGCGCUUUGUGAACUCGAAGCGUGCGACGACGUCGAGCGCGCGAGCGUUCGCACGACGCUGCAAGAGGAUCCCGCGUGGCGCGCCACCGUGGAGGGCGAAAACAACAGUUUGGCGAAGCUAAACGAAGAGCAGGCGGGCGGUUUGUGCGGCCCAAAGCCGACAAAGUCGCCCGCGUUCAUGGAUUCGGGCAUGGGCUCCAACGUCAUCAGCAGCCAAGAGUUGCUGAGGAUGUUGCAACACAUCUCGCUCGGACAGUAAGGAACGGCGAACGUCUGAACAUUCGAACAUCG